Messenger RNA from Anopheles marshallii, 270 nucleotides. RefSeq names its product ATPase inhibitor A, mitochondrial-like. Gene Ontology annotation, molecular function: ATPase inhibitor activity. Gene Ontology annotation, biological process: negative regulation of ATP-dependent activity. Lineage: Eukaryota; Metazoa; Arthropoda; Insecta; Diptera; Culicidae. The record is from RefSeq and is a predicted model, not a curated record. Bases 1 to 270 code for a protein of 89 amino acids. The transcript is spliced from 2 exons. Gene Ontology annotation, cellular component: mitochondrion.
AUGUUCGCACUACAAUACCGCUGUGUACGCCUGUACCCGUCGUAUUUGAGAUUAGCGAAAAUGAGUCAAGUCGGAGAAAUGGGAAGUGGUGCCGGGAAGGGAGGCGGUGGUGGUGGAGCGAUUCGAGAAGCUGGUGGAUCUUUCGGUAAAAUGGAAGCGGCCCACGAAGAGGAAUACUUCUACAAGCAGCAGCGCGAACAGCUGGCUAAACUAAAGACGUCCACGGAUAGCGAUGGGGCGGCGAAAUCAACUUCCGGUGGCCAAAAGUAA